Molecule: messenger RNA, 3218 nt
Organism: Perca fluviatilis (European perch)
Lineage: Eukaryota; Metazoa; Chordata; Actinopteri; Perciformes; Percidae
Product: T-complex protein 11-like protein 2
Exons: 10
Coding region: 170-1657 (495 amino acids)
Biological process (GO): regulation of sperm capacitation
Cellular component (GO): acrosomal vesicle; sperm flagellum
Source: RefSeq, a predicted model, not a curated record
UUUUACGUUGACGUUGUGUCAAAAUAAUACAUCCAUCCAUUGUUGCUGUGGCGUAGUUAAUGUUAACUAGCUAGCUAGUUUGUGUAACGUUUCAGUCAGUAAAUUUACAUUUUCAUCUUUUUAAGUUUUAAUAAAUUCACCGAAAUACCAGCAGCAGGCUGUUGCUGAAAUGCCAAAUCAAAGAGACAAGGCCACUGAUGAUUCCCCCUCUGACCUCCCCUGUCUGGAAAAACUUGACUCUCCCACAGGGAGCCCACCCACCGUCUCAUUAUCCAGUCUGAUGGAGCUGGAAAAUUGUGUUUCCAACCUGAACCUUGCGCAUGAGAUAGUGCUGAACAAAGACUUCUGCUUCAAACCCAGGAGCCCUCCUACAGACAGCCUGGAAGGCAGAGUGACGGAGAUAGUUCACCGGGCGUUUUGGGACAGUCUUCAAGAGCAGCUGAACAGCGAUCCUCCAAACUACAGCCAUGCUGUCAUUCUGCUGCAGGAAGUCAAGACUAUACUUCAGUCCCUGCUGCUACCCGCUCACGUUAGACUGAGGUCUCAGCUGGACGAGGUGCUGGACAUGGAGCUGAUCCAGCAGGAGGUCGAUCAUGGAGCUCUGGAUCUCCACAGACUGGCGGGAUACAUCAUCAGCACCAUGGCAUCUUUAUGUGCACCUGUGCGAGACCCAGCGGUCAGGGCACUGAGCGACCUCAGGGACCCUGUGGAGCUCCUGAGGGAGAUCUUCCAUGUUUUGGGCCUGAUGAAGACCGACAUGGUUAACUUCACCAUCCAGAGCCUGAGGCCUCACCUGGUGCAGCAGGCCGUGCAGUACGAGAGGGCCAAGUUCCAGCAGAUCCUGGACAAGCAGCCGGCUUCUCUGGACGAUACCACCGCUUGGCUUCAGGCAGCAGCGUCAGAAGAGGCGGCGGCCGCCACAGCUCGGUCUGAGUCUCCCAGUCGUGACAGCCGAGGUCCUGUCAGCGCCACCGCUGUCCUCAACCGGGCCUACAUGAGUCUGCUACACUGGGACGUGCAGGGCCAGAAAUAUCCCGAGACUGUGCUGAUGGACCGAGCCCGCCUGGACGCUCUGGGCCAGCGGCUCCAGAUGCUGGUCCUGGAGGCAUCGGUGCUGCUCCUGACCAAUGCUCAGUGUGGCGGCGCCGUUUUCUCCCUGCAGGGCUUUGUAGGUAAACUCAGGCAGUCCGUCACUGUCCUGCUGGAGGGCAGUCACACCAGGGAAGCUGACCUGAAGGGGGCGCUGCUGGGGCUCGGGGAGACAGUGCUGCAGCUGGUGACCCAAGCUGUGAGCGGCCACGAAGGAGCAAAGCUGCCUCAGGAGAGCCAGGAUCUGCUGAAAGGACAAAUAUCUGAGCUGUGGAAGCACACCAAUCCUGUCCGCACGCUCAUAGGCGAAAGGGUACAGGGCUUCCUCCAGGCAAUGCUGCAGGGCGGCCCCGCUAAAAGGAGUCCAGAGCUGCCCACUCCCCUCAGGCUGGUGAGCGCUGAGCUAGCUGAGCUGGGGACCGCCUUUGGGCAAAUCGUCCACUUCAACCGGACGGUCUUUGGUCCCUUCUACGCACCCAUCCUCAGGAAACUGCUGUUCCCACCAGGAGAGGCCGAGACCGGGGAGGACUCGCGCCAGGCUGAGGGCGAGCCAGACAACCUCCGGUGACUUUAAAAUAAGAUGCCAUUUGCGAUUGAAUGUAUCGCUACAGAGUGUAAAUACUGGGAGCAGGGAAUGUUUUAAGGGAAAGACAUUAAGAUAUUUAUAGUCUGCAGGAAAAAAAAAAUAUAUAUUUUUUUUCAGGUGUUUAAACAAACCCAUCUAACUCAAAGCACGAGGCAGGUACUUAAUUAUUACUGCAUUGGUGCAUCUUAACCACACAUUUGAGUGCACAAACAUUAGGAAAAUUAACAGACUGUGUAAAACAAAAUGAGUAGUAGUUUUCACCCGGACAAGCACAACAAACAGUUUGUAGCGUGUUAAUGAAAAGAGUCAUAACAAGAGAUGGAUUGAGGUUCUGAAAUGUUUCGAGAAGCUCAAUAGCCUGGGAUAAGUAGUUGUUUUUGGUUUUCAGUUUACUUCAUCUCAUGGUAAACACCCUCAGGAAAAAAACAUUAAGUACCAAAGAUUAUGCUAGAUAGUUUGUAAAUAAUACUUAAGUUUUAAUAUGUAGCUGGUUUCUCUUAUUAUUAUGUUGACAUGUGUUUAUUUUGCACAGACAGUGUGCACCUUUUUCUGAAUCAACAAUUUUUGUUUGUUUUAUUUUUUGCACCUUUGAUUAUAAACCAAAACUAUACUUAAUGUUUCCCCUACAGCUGCUGGUCUUAGUGGGAGGUGGUGUACCAAACAGGCGCUUAUUUGUCAAUAAAUAUCAAAUGUAUUCAUUUUCUAUUAUGUUUCAGCAACCUCAAUGAACUCAACUAAACAAUUCAAAAUACAGGUAUCAAAAUUCUGUAAGUAAUCACCAUUUACCUCAAUGUCUUUUAAACAAUAUUCUGGAAAAAACGAUUACUAGAUGCACUUAUAACCGGCUAAACACAAAAGCCAACGUGACAUCAUGACUUUGCGUAAACAUACACGCCACUUUCUAAAGCCAAGGGGCGUGUUAUCUGUACGCAUUUUGAGCUGUCCGCGUGUAUGGCUACAAUGAGGACAUACGUCACGGUAGCUUGCUGUCACGUGACGAUUUGGGAGGUGUCUGAGCCCGCCCACCAUUUUGGGAUCCUACGCUAUCAGUUGCCAGGGGCAACAGUGUAAGAGCAACACAGACACGGAGCAGGAAAGACGGCUCGAGGAAUUAGCAUCACGGCGAACGGGUUGGGUUUAGUAAAAGAAGAAAGCAACGGUUGACUUUAGGAAACGUGACACGCGGGACACGAUCCCCCCGUCUCCUGGGUGAAAGUCCUGCGUUUGACCCAUCCAACACCCCGAUAAACCUCCCUAUGCGGAUUUUCUCCCUUUCAUACUACUCGCUACGGCGUAAAUUCAAACGCAAUUGCAAGGUAAUGUCAGUCAAUGGAGGCCAAACGGCUUUGAUAAACACGCUAAAAAGCGAGUAUGCGUCUUGAUAACACGCCAGUAAUGGCAUACGAAUUGGCGUGUCAUACAGACGCCACUUCAUGAGAUCAGUCUGCAAAACAAACAAAAAAAAAAACUGAAAGCUUAAACAGAACUCUACAGAUUACUCUCUUGAAAACCUGUAAUUUGUGAUUUUCUUUUAUUACUCAAG